Molecule: messenger RNA, 1438 nt
Organism: Sycon ciliatum
Lineage: Eukaryota; Metazoa; Porifera; Calcarea; Leucosolenida; Sycettidae
Product: NF-kappa-B-activating protein-like
Exons: 11
Coding region: 136-993 (285 amino acids)
Biological process (GO): regulation of gene expression
Cellular component (GO): nucleus
Molecular function (GO): chromatin binding
Source: RefSeq, a predicted model, not a curated record
UCGAUACGAGAAAAGUCUCUUCCUUGCUUGAUGAAUGUGUCAGUAAGGUUUGUCGUCGAUCGUCUAUAGCAAGUAAUAGUAUACCAAAGGAUUCGCAAUCAGCUUGAAUCAGCCUAUCUGCUGUGCAGAACCGAAAUGCCGUCGGACUCUCGGCAUCAUCGCCGCUCAAGGAGUCGCGAAAGGGACCAUGACAGACAUGAGCGCUCCUCGUCACGGAGAUUUGGUGGAGAUGAUCGCCCCCACCGGAGCUACCAAAGCAACGGAGGGGGUAUGAUGGCAUCCCAGGGAGAAUCUUAUUGGGAGGACCGGCGACGACAGCGUGACCAGAUCGCCACGGAAGGUGCACCGGAAGCGUGGGGACUUUCCCCAAAGCAUCCACCCCCUGACUCGGACAUGGAGUCGCCGAAGCCCUCUUCAUCCGAAUCAGAUUCCAGCGAUACAGAUAGCUCUGAAGAUGGGCGCCGGAGAAGGCGAAGGCAUAAGAAGGGCAAGAAGAGCAGGAAACACUCGAGUCACAAGAAGAGAAAGAGAAAGCAUGACUCGGACUCAGAUGAUGAUCUGCGCGACCAAGCUGUGGAGCAAGUGUGGGUCGACAAACAGAAUGCCAUAAACGGUGAUGUGGGACCUGUACCACCUACUGCUGGUCAGGAGAUGGGCUAUCAAGACUAUGGUGGAGCUCUGCUGCCAGGAGAAGGUGCGGCUAUGGCUAAGUUCGUCAACGAGGGCAAGCGUAUUCCGCGUCGUGGUGAAAUCGGUCUCACCUGUGAUGAAAUCACUCACUUUGAAGACGCCGGUUACGUGAUGAGUGGUAGCAGACAUCGCCGCAUGGAGGCUGUGCGUAUCCGUAAGGAAAACCAGGUGUACAGCGUCGACGACAAGAAAGCACUGGCGAUGUUCAACUACGAGGAGAGGUCGAAGCGAGAGAACACGCUCAUGUCCUCCUUCAAGAACAUGGUGCAGAAGAAGGCAAGAGAGCGCGAGAUGGGACUGUGAUCGGGUACUGUUACACAUCAUACACACUACUGCUAUAUCUUUCGGCGUUCACUCAUUCAUUCGUCAUCAUCCACUAAAAAAAUAUUCCGAAACCAUAUGUCACCAUCAGCGCCCACAAUGCUGGCUCAUUGUGGAUGCUGUUGUCUUGUAAAUAUUUCAAGUAGUGCCGUAUAGGUAGAGAACCGGCCGAUGCGUUGUGCAAUGUGCACGCUUCUUCGCCUGCCUUUGAUACGUUUAGGGACUGCUUCUUGUUCAACUUCUAUUUCUCUGCCACGUCAUUGUUAAUUUAGGAGCGUAUGCCGGUCAUAUCCUGUCCCCUACCGCUGUGCAUAUCAAAGUGUGCAACAUUCGUUCAACUAUUCACCGUUGAAUGCUCUUGCUCAAAAUAACGUAUUCUUACUGUUUGCAUCAAGCCUCGUGUGGCCCGCCAGCUGCAGAUUUUUUA